Molecule: messenger RNA, 7273 nt
Organism: Nezara viridula (southern green stink bug)
Lineage: Eukaryota; Metazoa; Arthropoda; Insecta; Hemiptera; Pentatomidae
Source: the annotation of a GenBank genome assembly
AUGUAUGAGAUAAAUUUCAAAGGACUAAUAACAAACGAUUUAGGGAGGCGAUUGACAACUGGAGAAGAAGUAGGAGGGAAGGAAGGCGGCGGCAGCAAGUUCCAAUGCCCCGGGCCGGGAUUCCAUCCUGACCCAUCCAGUUGUACGUCAUUUUACCGCUGCGUCGACUUCGGAUCUCUGACUCCUUUCCAGUUCCAAUGUGGUCCAGGAACAGUUUACGACCCAGCGGCUACAACGUGUGUACAUCCAUCAGCAGCAACCAGAGCCGAAUGCCGGCAAGUAUAUCCUCAAAGCCCAGAAUAUCCUGAAGGUUCUCAAUAUCCUCAGCCUCCGCCACAAUAUCCUGUCAUACCAGAAUCUUCUUCUGAAUAUCCGGAACAACCCCAGUAUCCAGUAGAACCCCAGGUACCACAAAACCCACAAUAUCCUGAGCAGUCAUUUUCUACUCAAAAGCCAACACCUCUAGGACCUGAGCCGCAAAGCCCUCAAGAUUCUCUAUUAAACCCGGGUCCUUCUCAUCAGAACCAGGACAGGUUAAAAUCAGGCGAAUGUAGCAGUGAUGGAUUCUUUGGAAUAAAAGGGAACUGUAGGUCAUUUUAUAGAUGUGUGAACAACGGUCAAGGAAGUUUUACAAAAUACGACUUUCAGUGUGCAUCCGGGACUGUGUGGGACGAAGUAAACGAAGCUUGUAAUCAUGCCUGGGCUGUGUCAAGAAAUGACUGUAAUGAUCUUAAACCAGAAGAACAAAUACCACAAGAAGAAUUUCAACAGCCUCCAGAAACACAAUACCCCCAAGAACCUAUAUCACCGCCUCAAUUUUCAAGUACCGAAGCACCGCCUACCCAUUUACAACCAGGUUCAUCUCCUGUAUACCCUCAGCCUCAACAACCUCCAGAAACACAAUACCCCCAAGAACCUAUAUCACCGCCACAACCUUCAAGUACCGAAGCACCGCCUGCCCAUUUACAACCAGGUUCACCUCCUGUAUACCCUCAGCCUCAACAACCUCCAGAAACACAAUACCCCCAAGAACCUAUAUCACGGCCACAACCUUCAAGUACCGAAACAACGCCUUCUCAUUUACAACCGGGCUCACCUCCUGUAUAUCCUCAGCCUCAACAGCCUCCAGAAACACAUUACCCCCAAGAACCUAUAUCAUCCCCACAACCUCCAAGUACCGGAGCAGCGCAGACUCCUUUGGAACUUAGUCCCUCACCUCAAUACCCACAGUCUCAGCAACCAGAGCAGGAACAGUCUGGUCAUCAACCAGCAGGACCUCCAGGAAUUCCUCCAACUCAAGAAACUCAACAAUCCAUUUCUCAGACAUCCGAGGGAACUUCAGUUUCCCAAACAUCAACCCAACCUCAACAAAAUACUUCUAGCCAGUUUGAGUUGCCCGAAGAUGGACAAAAUUCUUCGUCUGAAAACAAAGUACUCUCUGGUGAAUGCCCAAAUGAUGGAUUUUAUGGUGUGAGAGGAGAUUGUCGAGCUUUUUAUAGAUGUGUAAAUAAUGGUUUAGGAGGGUAUACGAAAUAUGAAUUUCAAUGCGCAUCAGGUACAGUGUGGGAUGAAAUAAAUGAGGCCUGCAAUCAUCCUUGGGCCGUGGCUCGAAGUGACUGUAGAAGUAGUGAACAGUCAUCAUCAUCCAUAGAACAAAACAAACCAGACUAUUCACAAACUACUCAGACACCUAGUACUGUUUCCCAGCAACCACAGACUCCUCAAACCAAUUAUCCCCAAUCUCCAGCUCCGCAAUAUCCUCAAGAUUCUGGAAGUCAGCCACAAAAUCAAAAUUCUCCAGUCUCAACGGUAACACCUGUGGCAUAUCCCCCUACAGAAAAACCUCCUCAUCUUCAAACAGAAACACUUCCCAAUGAAAACGAAAUCGGUGAUCGUGAGGAAAACGAAUCUCCAAACUCUGAAAAUGCAUCUGAAAGUAACACUGAUUGUAAAUCAGAAGGCUUCCACCCAGUACCCGGAAAUUGUAAGAAAUUUUUGAGAUGUGUCAGCAAAGGCGAUGGAACAUUUACAAAGUUUGAAUUCAAGUGUGGUGAAGGCACUGCCUGGGAUUCUGAUCUUGAAACUUGUAAUCACGAUUACUUAGUUCACCGAGAGGACUGUGGGAUGACUACAACACCGUCAAGCAUUAUACAAUCUGACUCAACAAUACCAACAGGAGGCAGUAGUGUAACGACUACUUGGGUCAAACAACAACUGCUGCAGGUGGAAGCCAGCAAAGCAGCUCCGCUUCUAGUGAACAGCAAUCGUCUUCCGCAGGAGGUACUCAGACAACACCAUCAGGAUUCCAAAAUACAUCUUCUGGACAGCAGACAACUUCAUCUGGUCAGCAAAGUACAACUUCUGGCCAGCAAACCAGUUCAUCUGGUCAACAAACAACAUCAUCUGGCCAACAAAGUACAACUUCUGGCCAGCAAACAAGUUCAACUGGACAACAAACUACAUCAUCUGGACAACAAACCACCACAUCUGGCCAGCAAACAAGUUCAUCUGGACAGCAAACUACCACAUCUGGCCAGCAAAGUACAACAUCUGAGCAGCAAACUAGUUCAUCAGGACAACAAACGACAACUUCAUCUGGUCAACAAACUACGUCAUCUGGUCAACAAAGUACAACAUCUGGCCAGCAAACAAGUUCAUCAGGCCAACAAACGACAGCUUCUUCUGGUCAACAAACUACAUCAUCUGGUCAACAAAGUGCAACAACUGGCCAGCAAACAAGUUCAACUGGACAACAAACUACAUCAUCUGGACAGCAGACCACCACAUCUGGUCAACAAAGUACAACUUCAGGCCAGCAAACAAGUUCAAAUGGACAACAAACUACAUCAUCUGGACAGCAAAGUACCACAUCUGGUCAGCAAAGUACAAUAUCUGAGCAGCAAACUAGUUCAUCAGGACAACAAACGACAACUUCAUCUGGUCAACAAACUACAUCAUCUGGACAGCAGACCACCACAUCUGGUCAACAAGGAACAACUUCUGGCCAACAAAGUACUUCAACUGGUCAACAAACUACAUCAUCUGGACAACAGACAACAUCUGGACAGCAAACUAGUUCAACUAGCCAAGAGUCUACUUCUUUUGGUCAACAAACUACUACAACGCCUCAGACCAGUACAUCUGGACAGCAGAGUACAUCUUCUGGCCAACAAACCAGUUCAACUGGCCAGCAGACCACCACCUCUGGAGAACAAAGUACAACUUCUGGCCAACAAACAACUUCAACUGGUCAACAAACUACGUCAUCUGGACAACAGAUUACAACAUCUGGUCAACAAAGUACAACUUCAGGCCAACAAACAACUUCAACUGGUCAACAAACUACAUCAUCUGGACAACAGACCACCACAACAGGUCAACAAAGUACAACUUCUGGCCAGCAAACCACAACAUCUGGACAACAGACUACAACUGGGCAGCAAACCAGUUCGUCCGGCCAACAGAGUACAACAUCUGUGCAACAGACAACGCCGUCCGGACAACAAACAAGUCUGCCAAUGGAAUCUACAACACCUUCUACCAUGCAAACAACUUCUGGCCAACAAACCAGUUCAACUGGUCAGCAAACUACAUCAUCUGGACAGCAAACCACCACAACCUCUGGCCAACAAACCAGUUCAUCAGGCCAACAAACUACAACUUCAUCUGGUCAACAAACUACACCAUCUGGACAGCAGACCACCACAUCUGGUCAACAAAGUACAACUUCAGGCCAACAAACAACUUCAACUGGUCAACAAACUACAUCAUCUGGACAACAAACCACCACGUCUGGUCAGCAAAGUGCAACUUCUGGUCAGCAAACAAGUACAUCUGGCCAGCAAACCACAACAUCUGGACAACAGAAUACAUCUGGUCAACAGUCUACUUCUUCUGGUCAACAGACUACAAUAUCUGGUCAACAGUCAACAACCUCUGUACCACAAACUACCCAGCCAAUGCAAUCUACAACACCCUCUACUGUACAAACAACUUCUCCUAUCCAACAGACCACUCCCACACCCAAUUCACCAAGCCAAGAGCGGUUCUGGUUUUACAAAGUAUGAAUUCAAUUGUGGACCUGGCACAGUAUGGGAUCCAGUCAAUACUGUUUGUAACCAUCCUUGGGCUGUUCCUGGUUGUGGAGGUCAGUCCCAACCCCCUCAGUCCCAACAACCUACUCCACCUCAGCAACCUACUCAGCCAGAACAGACACCUGCUCCUUCACAACCAACUCAGCCACAGCAACCAACACAGCCUCCGCAGCCCACCCAGCCUGCACAAACACCAUCUUCUUCACAGACACAGCAACCCACCCAACCUUCACAGACUCAGAAACCCACUCAACCUUCACAAUCUCAGCAACCCACACAAUCCCAAAAACCCGUUCAGCCUUCACAGACAACAUCUCCUUCACAAUCUCAGCAGCCAACCCAGCCACAGCAGCCCACACAACCUCAACAACCUACACAAUCAGGGCAGACAUCAUCACAACCUCAGCAGCCAACACAGACAACGCAAACACCUCCAUCUUCCCAACCAGAACGGCCAACAGCCCCUUCGCAAUCUCAACCUCCAUGUGCUACAAAUCCUUCAGACCAAAGUGGAAAAUGCAACCAGGCCCAACAGCCUAUAGUGUGCACCCAAGCUGGUUUCUUUUCUUACCCUGGAAACUGCAAAAAAUUUUAUCGAUGUGUAGACUGGGAUGGAUCAAAUGGUCAAAGAUUUUCUUUGUAUACCUUUGACUGUGGUGAAGGUACUAUUUGGGAUCCAUCAUUAAACACCUGUAAUUACCCUGAAAGUGUCCAACCCCCAAGAGAUUGUAGCUGUGAUACUUCUCAAGGUAGUUCAACUAGUGGUGGUGGAGCUGGUUCCAGUACUCAACCUAUACAACCAUCAACAACACCAUAUCCUCCACCAGGGUCCUCUUCCUCAGGAUCUACUCAGCCAGGCACUACAUCGCCAGGAUCAACUGAGACCGGAACAACUCAGCAAGGCAAUACAUCACCAGGAUCAACUGAGCCUGGAACAACUCAGCCAGGCACUACAUUACCUGGGUCUACUCAGCCUGGAACGACUCAGCCAGGCACUACGUCACCUGAGUCUACUGUGCCCGGAACAACUCAGCCAGGCACCACACCUGGUUCUACUCAAACUGGAACAACACAGACUGGAACUACACCUUCAGGAACAACACAACCAGGAACUACACAGACUGAAACAACACCCCCUAGCACUAGUGAAACUGGAUCAACUCAGCCAGGCACUACCCAACCAGGAUCUACUCAGCCAGGUACGACUCAGCCCGGAUCAAUACAAACAGGAACUACACCUUCUGGAACCACUCAGCCAGGAACAACACAACCUAGCACACUACCAGGGUCUACUGAAUCUGAAACAACACAGCCUGGAUCAACACCCCCUGGGUCUACUGAACCUGGAACUACACAGACAGGAACAACUCAACCUGGGUCAACACAAACAGGAACCACACCACCUGCAACUACUCAGUCAGAAACAACUCAACCUGGAUCAACACAAACAGGAACCACACCACCUGCAACUACUCAGUCAGAAACAACACAACCUGUGUCAACACCACCAGGAACUACACAACCUGCAUCAACACCACCAGGAAGUACACAACCUGGCACAACACUCCCUGGUUCCACUGAACCAGGAAUGACCCAGCCAGAUACUACUCAACCUGGAACAACACCGACAGGAAGCACUCCUCCUCAAACAACACAGACAGGAAGCACUCCUCCUCAAACAACACAGACAGGAAGCACUCCUCCUCAAACAACACAGACAGGAAGCACUCCUCCUCAAACAACACAGACAGGAAGUACUCCAACUGAAACAACACAACCUGCAUCAACACCACCAGGCACUACACAACCAGGAUCUACACCACCAGGUACAACACUCCCUGGGUCCACUGAGCCUGGGUCAACACAGCCAGGUACAACUCAACCAGGAUCAACUCAGACUGGAACAUCUGGCACAACUAUAACUGAUACAACUCAACCAGAGACAACACAACCUGAAACCACUGAGCCAGGUUCAACAUCUGGUACAUCCCAAACUGGAUCAAUGCAAACUGGUACAACAAAUCAGUCUGGUUCUGAAACUACUUCCACAGGGACUGUAACUGAAACUUCAACAGAACUUGCAACCACUCAACCGAUGGAACCAACUGGUCAGGAAACUCAGUCUCCUUCAAGGCCCACAAAUGUUCAGUGUGAACAGUUAGAGGAUAAUCAGUACAGUCUGAUUUGCCCCACUGGAUUUAAGCGGCAUCCUAAAAAUUGUAACCAAUUUUACCAAUGCACAACUUCAAACAAUAAUGCCAAAGUCCUUAUCCUUUCUUGUAGUAAUGGAACAGUUUAUGAUGAAAGAAAAACGCAGUGUCUUCCACCAAGUGAAGCUGAACCAUGCACAGGUCAAAUGGCAGAGACAAGAAUAUAUAAGCGGUUAGCGGAUGGAUCGACUCCUCCUGUACAAGUGAGGUCAAGAAGAUCCCUAUGUCCAUCAGUAGGGACUUUUCCUUAUGAUGGAGAUUGUCAAAGGUUCUACAAAUGUUCUUAUGAUCACAGAGGAAGAAUGCAAGGUUAUAUGUAUGAAUGCCCAGAAAACUACAGGUACUGGAAUGUAUCUAAAAGAUGUGAAAAAUCACAUAAAGUGCCAUUGUGUUCUGUAAGUCAGCCCUUACUGAUGCCACCAACAUCAGCACCAAUAGAAACUAAAGAAAUUGGAUACUAAGUCACUAAUGUACCUGAUGUGCCUUUAACAUAGCAACCUUGUCUUUCAUGAAGAUACUUCAUCACCCUAAAAUCACGUUUUUUAACAUUAUUUAUUGUUAAAUGGACCAUUGAUUUGUUUUGUGAUCUUUUUAUAAUUGGGAAAAUUCCAAUAGAGCUGACUAAUGUACAUAUUAUCCUCGGCAAAGCAUUUAGAAAAAUGCUUUGCUGACCCCAGUCAGUUACUAUUGGACUUUGGAAGGUGUGGGGAUAAUCAAAUGAUCAAAGUAUGUGACUAAAACAAGUGUGUCUGAUACCUUCCAGUGAAUAAUACUGAUUAGUAACAAUUUUUAGUUUACCCUAGUUUUAGUUUUGUAAUUAAUGUGCCUGCUGAGUAUAAAACAUCUAUGUUGAACUGUUGAGCAUAAAGCAUCAAACGUCAGUGGGAAGACUUAUUUAUUUAAAAAAAAUUUUAUUGUGCAAUAUGAAUUGCAAUAUGUUGCUCAAAAUAAAUCUAUAUUUAUUAAAAA